Molecule: messenger RNA, 4870 nt
Organism: Bolinopsis microptera
Lineage: Eukaryota; Metazoa; Ctenophora; Tentaculata; Lobata; Bolinopsidae
Source: RefSeq, a predicted model, not a curated record
AUGGGAGAACAGUUAAAGGAACUUAAUAAUCUGACAACCAGCUUAUCUGAAAAGGAGCAAUUUAUUGAAUCUUUAGAGAAGCAACUAGGCGACGCUUAUUCUGGAAAUGAAGAGGCUUUAGGGGUUCUCAAUAGUAAGAUAAGUAGCUUAAAUGAAAAGAUCACUAAUUCGGAAAAAGAGAAUGAGCAACUUUCGAAAGGCAAGGACGUUCUUGAAGAAGAAUUGGCAAAACUCCAAGAUAGUGUUGAAGAAUCAAAGAACACUGUUGAAAGGUACGAGAAAAUGCUUGCAGACUGGACACAGUACGGUGAACAACGUGAGGUGUAUGUUUCAACUCUGAGCGAACAACUUGCUGAGAAUCAGUCGGUAGUUGAGAAGCUCAACCAAACCUCUACAGAAAUAUCUCAAAAAUACGAAGCCUUACAAGAAGAUCUUAAUCAGACCCAAAGCCAUCUUACGAAGACCACUGAAGAAAAGGAGGCAAUCGCCAGAAAAACGAAAGGUAUUAUGAAAGCCUACAAAGAUACGAAGAUUCAAAUAGAGAAACUGAAGAAAGACUCCCAGAAUAAAGGGACUGAAGUUUCUGAGCAACUCCAAGCUCAAAUCAAUGAUCUCACAAUAGCUCAAGCUACAUUAGCAGAGCAAAAUACUGCCCUGGCUAACGAAAGAAACGAACUUAUGUCGGAGGUUGAACAUUUUGAAGUCGAACGUGAAUUUAUGACUACUCUUAAAGACGAAAAUACUUCUCUCAAACAAUCGAUCCUCGAUCAGUCCCAACGGAUUGAGAAUCUUCAGUCAGGUCUUGACCGUACAAAUGCUGUCGAAUCUGAGCUGGUCUUGUUUAGGAAUGCUAAGGAUGCAGUAGACAACAAACUGGUCGAAUGUUCCGAUAGGAUCUCCAUGCUUGAAAAAGAAUGCGCAGAGAGAGAAGCUGAUUGCAGUGAAAAGGAAGCUGUAAUAAAUGACCUUAUGACUAAGCACGAUUGUAUGGUUGGUGAUCUGUCGGCGAAAUUUUCCGAAAUUGAAUCCAAAGAUUCGGAGAUAACAGAGCUUAGAUCUACGCAUGUUCAACAUCAUAGACUCUUCGAAGACCUCGGACUCGACUUUGAGAGGAUCAGAGAGAUUCUUCCAAAACUAGUCUCGGAUGUCCAUCUGUCCAACACUAAAUUGGAAUCACUUCAAUCACAAAUUGAAAUGUUCAUCCGGUCGAUAGGAGACCAGAACUUGGUGGAAUUUAGUAGUGUCAGAGAACAAGUUCCUGAUCGGUUUUCUGCUAUCACUGACAAGCUUGUCGGGCUAUCAAAAUCAUUGCAGCUUACAGAAGCUGAACUUGAGACACUUAAAAGCCAGACAGCUGAACUUAAAGAGGAAACUGUUCUUUUGAAGUCAGUGAAGGAAUCAUUAGAUAACACAGACAAGACAAACGACGAGUUGCGUCGAAAGGUUGAGUUCCUAGAACGAGAUCGCAGCGAACAUGAGCACACAGUGGAACUGCUUCACAAAAAGUUCGAAGAGAACUAUCAGGAGCUUUCAAGUGCGAAGAGCAUUCUCGCAAAGAAGGAAAUUGAACUGUCUGACGUCACCAACCAGUUUCAAUCUACCAUCAAUAACCUGGCUGCCAAAGAAGGAAAGAUCAAGGAACUGGAGCUUUUGAUAACUGAGAAGGAUUCUGAAAAGAUACGAAUUCAACAUAACUUUGAUAGCCAGAUCAAACACUUCCACCAAUCGUCUGCUGAUCUACAAAAUGAAUUGCUAAAACGAGAAGUGAGCUGGAAUCUACUUCGAGCUGACAAGUCUGGCCUUGAAGAGGAUAUAAAGAUAGAGUCUAACAAACUAUCAUCUGUGGUCGAAGAAAUGGAUGGUUAUAAAAGUCAGAUAGUGUCGCUCUCUACUGACCUCGCUAGUCUUCAACAAGAGUAUGAGCUGUUAUCUGGAAAGAUGAAUGUUACGGAAACUGAAUUCGAAUCUGUUUCCGAGCAGUUGAGUAAUAAAGAUUCGACCAUCCAUCACUUGGAGGAUGAGAUCAAUUCAUUUAAACGAAGAUUAGAUGCGGCUAAUUCGCCUGAUAAGGAUGAAGAGCUUCUGAAUGCCAUCCGACAAAAAGAUGACGUCAUAGAAGAGAUGAGAGGUGAACUUGACACCUUACAGAGAGACUACCAAUUAACCAUUGAUAAUCAGGAGCAGCAAAUUACUGCUCUAUUUGAUUCUGAGAGAAGCGUUCUGAGAAAUGAGAUCAAAACUCUACAAAAUAACCUUGUAUCUGUUCAGGCAGAAUUAGGUUCUAAAAAUGAGGAGGUUGGUAUUCUUUAUGGUCAAAUUAGUGAUAUCAAUGAACGAUUACAGCAAUCGGCAGACACGAAUUCAUCUCUCAAAGCUGAACUUGAAAACUUUUCUCUAAAUAUGUCCGAAACCAAGGAAAGGCUCCAAUCCAUUUCGACCCAUAAAGAAAAAAUCGAAGCAAAAAUGGGCGAUUUGUUGAAAGAUAAGCAAGAUCUUCAGACCCUCUGUGACUCCUUGUCAAGUAAUGUUCAACAUUUGGACAGCAAAAAUCAAGAACUAGCCGCAAAUCUGAGUAUGUCUAACUUAGAUCGGAAUGUGCUACAAAAGAGUGUGUCUGAGCAGAACAAACAAGACACAAACGUUCUUCAGACGAAGUUAACCUCUCUGAAAGAGCUGAACAAGACGCUUGAACAGUCUCUUCUAAAUUCUGAAGACAGUAUUGGUGAAGUAACAGCUAACUACGAGCAGAAAUGCAUGGAAAUUUCAGCUGUUGAACGAGAUCUCUCUGUCAAGAAAGGACAGAUUCAUGAUCUCAAGAAGCAACUGGAAGAGGCUGAAGGACAGCUCUCUGAGAAAGUUAGCGUCAUGACCCAGCUGGAAGUUGAUUUCAAAAAGCUUAUUGCUAGCAAUGCUGAUCUUGAGGGAAAACUCAACAACUUCUCAUCAGAAGAUAACAAAGUUGCUAACUCUAAAAUAUCUGAACUAAAAGUUGAUCUUGAACAAGCCCUGGUAGACAACCAAAUGCUGCGAGACAAUAACGGCCUGUUAGUGAAAAACAACACCCAACUCACUGACAACUAUAAACAACUUCACGACAGUGUUUCGGUUUUCCAGCAGCGAGACCAGUAUCUUAACGAAAUGUGCCAAAAACUACAAUCUCACACCUCGUCUCUUGAGGCGCACAUCAGAACCAUAUCGGAUGAUUUCUCCAAAAAAGUUGCCGAUGCUGAUAAUGAGAAAAGUAACCUUCUAGAACAGUUGUCCUCAUUCAAAUCAGGAUCGGCUGUGACACCACAAGUUACCGAACUGAAAGACGAAAUGGUUCACAUGCGGAACUCAAAGGAGAAGCUUGUCAGUGAGGUGGAGACAUAUCAGGCUCGUUUACAAGUCGCUACUUCUAGAGCAGAUGCGCUGGAGAAGUCAAUACAGGAAAUAUCAGCACGUUACAAUAUGCAGUGUGGAACUGUGGAGAAGAAGACGGCUGAUCUGGCUAAACUAAUGAAACAGUACAAAAACAUUAAACAGAAACUGGUGAAUGAGCUGAACACAAGGAAAAGUUUGGUACAAGAGACCAUUAAUGGCAAGGAGAAAGUUGCCAUCAAGUUUGGAGAAAAAUCUAAACGAUUGAGGGAAAUGCAAGGUCAACUCUACUCUUGUCAGAAAGAUCGAGAAACAUUAACUACCGCCGUCGAAGGGAUCUUGGACUCGAUCACGCCGCUACGAGGAAAGAUUGAAACUGAAUCGAGUAAAGACGAACCAGUCAGUGAUAAUCUAUCUGGAGUAAUAGAAAAUCUGGAGCAUAAAACUAAAGACAUUCUAACGUUCCUAUCCCGACCCCUGCCCUCCCCAGCCUUAUCACGAGUAGACCUCUCUGCUUACCGAGACUCCGACCUUUGGUCAGAAUACUCCCGCGGGGACUCGCUCGCCCUGAGUGACUCUGUCAGCGACUUUGGGGAAAACCGAUCUAUGAGAUCGGAACUGAGCAUGUUCAGUGGUAUAACUAACAUGACAAACAAUUCCAUUCUGACGAAUAAUAAUAAUAAUCAGACUAGUAAUCAGACAUUGCCCAUUAUGAGGGACAGAAAUGGCUCUGGGACGAGCUCCUCCUCAGAACGACAUCGAGCUAACAGUACGAAUACUGAAAUAAGUAGGACCAGUACUGGUGUUAUUAAUAGGUUGGCUUACAAUAUCAUGGGUGACACCAGAGGCAGGUCACCUGGCGAAAGCACGUAACCAUUUUUCUGGACGAGUUUUAUUUUUUGAUAAUUUAAUUUAUUGUUUUGAGGAUAAUAAUAUGAUAAUGUAAUUGUUGGUUUGUGUGAUUAGCAAAUCUUUGUUCAACUUGGCUUAUUGGUUGAUAUAAGAGACUGUUUGAGUUGAUUACAGUGAAUUUGGUAAUAAACUUCAAAGAUUUUUUUUCCUUGAGUGGUGAAUACGUUAAUUUAAUUUGAUUGCUUAAAAGAAAAAAAAUUUGGAUCUGCUUUUUUAGUUUUACUUUAUUUUCACGUCUGAUUUGUUUUGUUCUUUCUAAAACAAUUUCAAUUUCUAAAAUGAUUUCACUCAUGGUAUUGCUUUUUAUAAUUCAAAAUAUAUAGUUACAGGAAAAUUUGAGAUCUUGAUAAGCGUUAUAGGAGUUAGGUUUGUAAUGAUUAUUUGGUUUCAGUGAAGUGUUUGUUUAUUAACAAUGUGUAACUAAACUACGGAGUUGAGGAUGUGUGGUUUGAGUUACCGAAUGAAAAACGUAUUUGUUGUCAGUUAGUUUUCGUGAUCUUAUUUUUUGUUACAUAACAAGAGGGAAAAAGAAUUAAUUGUGAGAUUUGUGAGUAUUCCAUAAACUUCUAGUUAUCAGAUUUAAAUAGUUAUUUUCAUC